Molecule: messenger RNA, 1440 nt
Organism: Dentiscutata erythropus
Lineage: Eukaryota; Fungi; Glomeromycota; Glomeromycetes; Diversisporales; Gigasporaceae
Source: the annotation of a GenBank genome assembly
GCUCCCGGACCCGAGGUCUUGGCACAUUGUUCUAACCCACGAAUAGCUUCUUCCUAUUUUCGUACUAUACAGUCAUCUAUGUUAAAAGUCAUUGUAGCCAAUUAUUUAAAGUUACAUACAGAAUACGACGUUAGAGAAAUUACUCCUUCGAUAGCACGCGAGUCAUGCGCUUUAUUUCAGGAUCUUAUCGGAAUUAUUGUUCAGAAAGUUCCGAAAAUUACGGACUCCGUCAAUCCUAUUGCAAUUAAAGAUACAACGGCGCAAUGUUAUUUUUCAGCACCAAAUUUAUCAGAAGUUAUGAAUCUAUUACAAAAUUUAAAUCGAGAUGUUAAAGGUGAUAUUGUAGGGAUGAGCAUUUUACAAGGAUUGGCGGAUGUUUUACCAACCGGUGUUAAUGGCCUGGGAAUUAAUGGCGGAACCACGAAUUUUGUUUCAUUAAUGGAUGAUAGAGAGGAUGAUGAUGAAGUUGGAGAAUUAUUUUCUAUAUAUGGAAAUGGUCAUGGGUCGUCAAACAAGAAAUCGAGAACAAGGAGGGCAAGCACCACGGAUAUAGUAGACGGUUUACCACGGCGGAUGUCUUAUUCAACUACUUCCGAAGAUGUUGUUGAGGAGAAUGGCAGGAAAAGAAAAGGUGUUGAUACUGAGAAUUAUGGCAGGAACGCGUCAAAAAGGGUAAAAACGCCCUCAAACGAAGUAACUAACGUCAUUCCUGCACCGUUCAUGAUCAUUCCCGGACAAGGUUCGGAGUAUCUACAUGAGGCAUUCGGUGAAGAUAGUUUGCAUUGCUCUACAGAUUUUGAUGAAUCUUUAACAUCUUCGUUCACGACGUCUUUAUUUAAUCCAAUAAAUGAAUUAAAUAUUAGUAGAGCAAUGAGUGCUAUAUCACAUCAUCUUAUAACCUGCACAGAAGAGAAAAUUUCUCUGUAUGAAAAAUCAUGUAGAGAAUAUGAAAUGUUGUUGGAAAUACUUGAAGUACUGGAUGGGGUUGAUGAUGAAGCAGCGUUAUAUAACAAAUUGGAAAGUUGGAUUGAGAAUGCUGACGACGAUGAUGGAGAAGAAGUGAUAACGGCUACAAACACAGUAAAGGUCGAAUUGUAUGCCGGGAAUGAUCACGAACAAGAAGCAUCCGCCAAAAAGUCUACUACCGUUACGUGGUGUGAAAAUGAAAUAAGUAAUGACGAUUCUUUAAGUAAUAGUAAUGAAGUUGUUUCUGGAGAGGUAAGUUCUUCUUCUAUUGAAGAGGGCGAAAUCGAUGAAGAAGAAAUUGACAAUACAAUACCGCAAGUUUCCGAUAACGACGAAGAUGGUGAAGAUGUUAUAAAGAAAAAAGAGGAGAAAUUGUUACCAUCCCUUCAUAUUAAAAACACUUCUUUUAAUAAUCUAGAAAAUAAUAGUCCCGGGUGGGCAUGGGAUGAAGAAGAAAUUGGGAAUGAGGGAUAA